AUGAUCAUCCAACCAGACCAGUUUGAAGAGACGUAUCGGGCGCUGUGCAAGACCAGUAUUGCUCACAUGACGUGCAAGCUGGUGGUGUUUGUGUCGUGUCUCAAUGUGGACGCUCUGUGUGGAGCUCGAAUGUUUUCUGAUCUGCUGCGAGCCCAGUUGAUCCCCCACAAGACGGUGCCGGUGACGGGCUACGAGGAGAUGAUUCGCAAGUACCGGGCUCUGGACCCCGAGAUUCUCAACGUUUUCUUCAUUGGGUUCGGUGCCACUCAGGAUGUGGGGGAACUGUUGAGGGGGGACGACGAGGAGAUGGAGCUCAAAAAGAUUUACAUUGUGGACGGAAACCGGCCCUGGCACUUGGAUAACAUUUUGGAUUCCAAGAUUGUGUGCUUUGACGACGGAAGGGGCAAUUUGGAAGAGCGAGGGGAAUUGUUGGUGGCAUACAACUGGCUGAACGACAUGAGUGCCGAAGAGCUGGACGCUCUGAGUGAUCUGGAAGAUGAGGGUGACGAUGACGACGACGAUGACGACCAGCAAAUUCAUAAGAGAAAUGGUCACCACACCAAUACUGUCGACGACAAUGAUUCUGACUCCGAUGGUGGUGAUCUGGUGGACACUCUACUUCCUUCGAAACGGUCCAACUCGGAAGACCUGCCUGACGCCAAGAAACUGCAUUCCCAACUUCUGUCGGCGAAGAAACAAAAAGACGACUUUGAAGACAAGAUCAGAGCCUACUACCAGCAAGGCACCUCUCAGUCCUCCCCAGCCUCUUGCAUGCUCUACACUCUCAUGUCGCUUAUUGGUGAAACGUCAAUCACUCGCUUAUGGUUAGCUGUCGUGGGAACGUCUUCUCUGGACAGUCAGUACCCGCAAGUAUUCCAGGACUCGUUUCCCAUGCUUGCAGAUGAAGUAAAUCGAGUCGGCAACGAAGAAGCAGCCGCCCAGAUGGCCCAGAAUGCAAACUCCGAGGCCCCCGUGUCAGAAAAGGAGCUGGUCACGUCUCUCAAACUCGAAACCGACUACUCGCUGUUUGUGCUUCGACAUUGGAACAUUUACGACUCCAUGUUCCACACGGAUUACAUUUGGGCCAAGAUGAAACUGUGGACGGAAAAGGGCCGUCAGAACUUUCAGAAGAUGCUGGCCAUCAUGGGUGUUUCAUUGACAGAGGCUCGAGAGGGCUGGAUCCAUUUGAAGGUGAGCGUCAAGCAGGGUCUCAACAAACGAAUCGAAAAGGCGGCCAAGGUGGCCGAUCUGGAGGAUCUUCUGCGACCCGGAGUGGUGCGAAAGUUUGGAUACAAGGGCUCUCUGACAGCUGGAGAUUGUGUGGAUGCUGCUGGUGUUAUUUUGCAGCUAGGAAUGGACAAAUCACCCGCGGGAUUGGAUCAUAUUAAGGAGGGCAUUCUGCUCACAGUCGACCAAGACUAUCGUGACGAAUCGCAACGAGACCAGUUCUGGAUAGCCAACUUUUGGAGCGCCUGGGACUCGUUGGAAGAUGUGGAUACACUGUUGCUUGGAAUCAGCAAGGCCAAGCUGCUACAACAAGCUGUGGCUCGAACUACUACUGCAUUGAUUGAAAAGGGCCAGAUUCGGCCCGUGUCGGACUACUUGGUGGCUGUGGUGAAGGAGGGACCCGAUCUGGCCCUGUUCAGAAACCCCCUGGCAUUGUGUCGACUGGGUAUCUGGAUUGCCCAGACAAAGGCCGAGGCCCACAAAAAGAAGUAUUCUCCUCCACUGGUGCUGGCCUCUUUGGACAAGAGUACUGGAAACUACAUGGUGUUGGGCAUGAACCCUCGACAGGCCCGAGAUUACCAUUUUGUCAUGGAAGAGGACCUGGAGGAUGACCGAUUUGUAUUCAACCAGUUUACUCAGCGGUUUGCGAAGGCCGCAGAAGAUGUGCAUACGAGAUACAAGAUGGACAUGUUUGAAAUGGCGGUGAUUGAGGUGGAUAAGAACGACUUGACGCGGUUUUUGGAGCGGUUGACUGUGGUCUAA
Messenger RNA from Yarrowia lipolytica CLIB122, 1989 nucleotides. RefSeq lists its product as uncharacterized. The record is from RefSeq and is a predicted model, not a curated record. Gene Ontology annotation, biological process: mitotic DNA replication preinitiation complex assembly; DNA replication initiation; double-strand break repair via break-induced replication. Gene Ontology annotation, cellular component: DNA replication preinitiation complex. Gene Ontology annotation, molecular function: DNA replication origin binding; single-stranded DNA binding; chromatin binding. NCBI's taxonomy places the organism in Eukaryota, Fungi, Ascomycota, Dipodascomycetes, Dipodascales.